AUCAAAAUGCAAAGUAGGAUAGACAGCGACUCUGAACCAGAAAAAGAAGUUAUGGAUUCCACCAUCAUGUCCAGAAAAUCCCUUUACAAAUCAGGGGUCCCUCAGCUGGAGAUCCCAUUUGCAGUACAGAAUGUCAUCUCUAGGAUUGAGCAAGCACAGCUUCAUCGAGCCAGAGAGGCCAUUAACAUGCAGCUGGCUGACAUAAUGCUUAAUGUACAGCGGAUAAUAAAUCGCUACACUCUUGAUGAGAAUGUGCACUCUCGAAGAAAAAUAUCCAUUACAGAAUAUAAGAAACGGAGAGUAAAUUUCAUGGAAAAAAUAGUUACUUGUGCUAAGAAUGUUGAAAUUACAGAAAAGACUCUUGUGUACAUACUGGCCUGGUUGGAAGAAUGGAAUGCAAUUUUGUCUGAGAUGACUGCAAUUGAUAUUGAGGAACACCACCACUGGAUAGCACAAAUGGAGCUUUUACCAGAAAUGUUCAAAGCUAUUGAGAACAAUGUCAAGUUACUGUGUAGAAUUAGUGUAUUUUUGUUUGAAGAAAAGAAGAGACAAAGGAAAAAAACAACAUCUAGAAGUACUCUAUGGAAAUCUUGGAAAGAAAGAGUUAUAAAGCGACCUGCAACAGCUCAUGCUUUAAGACCAGAUCAGAUGAUCAGUGAUGAAUUUGCAACAAAUACAAAGGUUUCAGAAAUCCAAGAUAUGCUACAGGAACUCAUAAACACUAUGAUGUUCAAUAAAUUGGAAAACAAUGCUAUUAAAUAUAUAUCAUCAACAAUAAUAAACCUUUCCAAGGCUUUGGGUAUAAUAAAUGAUGAACUAAAAAUUUUUAAACUUCAGAGUGCCAAUAUGUAUAUAAGUGAGACAAGUGAAAAAGAAAAAGAGCUCUCCCUGAAGAUAAUGCGAGAGCUCAGUGAAAAAAAUGAAAUGCUUCAGCAGAAACUUCAAGAAGCAGAAGAAAAAUAUGAACAAUUUAUUCGGUCCAAAAUUGUUGUAGAACCCCAAGUAGGUACAGCAUUACCCACAUCAACCUUGAAAGUGUUGCCUGAGCUUUCUUCACAAUCAUCCACUAGCAAAGCUGACAUAGAAGACAAUAUGGAUGAUAUUUUGGUUAAAGAACUUGAAGAUAUUACAGAUGAGGCCCAAACAAAAGGGACCAAAGGCUUGGGGAUCAAGUGGGACUCAACUAUUUCACAUAGAGCGCCAGCUGAAAUGACUCCAGAUUUAACUGAAGAGCAAUAUCCUUCACUUAAAAAAAAGCAAAGAGGGUUUUCUGAAGGUAUCACUGAAGAUAAGAUAUCACAGAAGAAAGGUGAUGUCUAUAGGAAAGAUGGGACUGACCAGUAUCAAUCACAGGAAAAAAAGCGAACUAAAGGCCCAUAUAUGCAUGAGACUUCUGGAUUUAAUGUGAGUGAUGAUAAAGGUAAAGAAAAAGACUCAGAGACCAAACUUGAUUACCAUUUGGAGCUACAGUCACUGGAAAAAAAGAGAAAAGAAAUAAAAUCCUUUUCUGAGGACAAAUCAAAGUCAUUCACUGAAUCAAGAAAAUCAAGAAGUGAUCAUGUCCCUGCUGAUUACCCUUCUACUGACACAAAAAGCCAAAUUGGCAGAAAUGGAACAAGUGGUUUAUGGGAACAAUUCAAGAAGCUCAAACCUGAGUAUUCGCAUUACAAAAGCCAGAUUUCUUCAGAGAGUAAAGAGGAAUCUAUCACUGAGUCAAUGGACAAAGAGAGUAAAAGUGAGACGAGCAGCCAAGCAGAGCAAUUUGGAUUUACCCAACUUGGUUAUUCCUCUGAGAAAGUGAAAACAAAAGGAAAGAAACACCAUGUCUCUCCAGGAACCACCACAAGCAAAGAAGGAAAACUUGAAGAGGACAUAUUAGUCACCAAGAAAGUCAAGUCUCAUAGACCUGUGAAGCCCAAAUCUAGGGUAACAGAAGAGACUUCAGAAUCUACCAGAGUUCUACGAAGUCUAGAUGGCAGAAGUGAAGAGAGUAACCUAGAAGAAUUUCAAAAAGCUGUAAUGGCUUUCCUAAAAGAGAAAAUUGAUAACGUAGGAAAGCCUUUGGAUAAAAAGACUGUGCCAAAAGAGGAAUUAUUAAAAACACCAGAGGCUGAAAAAUUAGGAAUCAUAAAGGAAAAAAUAGAGGAAUAUUUCCAAAACGUAGGUGAAACUGUGACAAAAACCUUGAGGAAGUACAAAGAUAUAAAAAGUGCAGGACAGGCUGGAGAGAAAUCUUUGAAACAAAAAAAAGUCUCAUUUAUGCCAGGAUUGCAUUUUCAGAAGCCCACUAGUGCAAAGUCUGAAAUUAGCACCUUACUGUCAUCUAAGAGCAAGGAUCCACUAACUGACAAUUUAAUACAGACGAUCUUGGCUGAACUAGAAGGGAAAAGAGAUGCUCUAGUGCCCUCAACGGUAGGGAGAGAUGGCAAGGAAAGGCAAAAACAAAGGCGGGAGGAACAUUUGCAAGAAGGUCCAGAAAAAAUAGUUGGUAAACGUCUCAAACACCAAUUGCAAGAAGGGAGUUUCUGGAAUAAACUGCAGGAGGAAGAGCCAUGGCUCCAGAGGAAGGGAGGAAAGCAAGGACAACGGAAGCAGAAACAGUGGCAGAAAAUGUGGAAGGAACAGCAAAAACAGAGGAUGCAAAAGCAGACUGAGCAAGAUGAGGAGCAAACGCAAAGAGAAGAGGAAGAUUAUCAGAAGCCAAAACAGCAGCAGCUGGAAGCAUGGGAUAAAAAAAUGGAAAAACAAGUGGUGCCCUUGGAGAAGGAGAAGGGACAGCAGAAGAGGGAUGCUCAGAAGGAAGUGAGAUAUCAGGAGCUGGAAAUAAAUUGGGAGAAAGAGGAGAAGCAGGAGCCAUGGAGAAAUGUAGAGGACCAUGAAAGACAGAGACAGAAAGAAACAAAGGAUCAGAUGAAGAUUAAGAUAAACUCUGAGGCCCAAGCACAGGGGAUCACACUCACACCUCCACAGGCCCAGGCAUUGGGGAUCACACUCACCCCCGAACAGGCCCAAGCACAGGGGAUCACUCUCACUCCCCAGCAGGCCCAGGCACUGGGGAUGACUCUCACCCCUGAGCAGGUCCAGGCACAGGGGAUCACACUCACACCUCCACAGGCCCAUCCAUUGGGGAUCACACUCACACCUCCACAGGCCCAGGCACUGGGAAUCACACUCACACCUCCACAGGCCCAGGCAUUGGGGAUCACGCUCACCCCCGAACAGGCCCAAGCACAGGGGAUCACUCUCACUCCCCAGCAGGCCCAGGCACUGGGGAUGACUCUCAACCCCCAGCAGGCCCAGGUACUAGGGAUUACUCUCACCCCUGAGCAGGCCCAAGCCCAGGGGAUCACUCUCACCCCUCAGCAAGCCCAGGCACUAGGGAUCCCUCUCACACUCCAGCAGGCCCAGGCACAGGGGAUCACUCUCACACCCCAGCUGGCUGAGGCACUAGGGAUGGCUCUCACCCCUGAACAGGCCCAGGCACUGGGGAUGACACACGACUUCCUGCAAGCCCAGGGACUAGGGGCCACACUCAUUCCGGAGCAGGCCCAGGCACAAGGGAUGACUCUCACCCCCCCGCAGGCCCAGGCACCAGGGAUCACCCUCACUCCUGAACAGGCCCAGGCCCUGGGGAUCACUCUCACCCCACAGCAAGCCCAGGCACUAGGGAUCCCUCUCACCCCUCAGCAGGCCCAGGCAGAGGGGAUGACUUUCACUCCUCAACAGGCCCAGGCACUGGGGAUCACUCUCACCCCUCAGCAGGCCCAGACACUGGGGAUGACACUUACCCCUGAGCAGGCCCAGGCACAGGAGAUUACUCUUACCCUUCAACAGGCCCUGGCCCUGGGGAUCACUUUUACACCUGAGCAGGCCCAGGAAGAGGAGAUCACUCUCACUCUUCAGCAGGCCCAGGCACUGGGGAUCACUCUCACCCCUGAGCAGGCCCAGGCACAGGCGAUCACUCUCACCCCUGAGCAGGCCCAGGCCCUGGGGCUCACUCUCAUCCCUCAACAGAUCCAGGCAAAUGGCAUCACUCUUACCCCUGACCACUUCAAAGCACUGGCGGUUACCCUCACUCCUGAGAAAUGCCAGAGCUUGGGUUUCACACUCACUCCUGGGAAACUUCAGGGAUGGGGGUCUCCUUUCACUGUAGCACAGUCCUGGGAAUCGGGGGUCUCUAUUACUCCAGAAAGUCCCUGGUUGUCAGCUGUCCCUUGUACCCCUGAACAAACCCAAGGUUUAGGUGCCCCUCUCUCCUUAGAACAGGCUCAAGCAUUAGGGGUUUCUUUCUCUCCAGAACACUUCCGGAAAUCUGGGGUCCCUCUCACCUCAGAUAAAUUCCGUGCUAUAGAAUCUCCCCUUGAGCAAGUGCAAACUUUGGGAGCUCCCUUCAUCCCAGGACAAUCCCAACCCAUGGGUAUUACUCUCAUGUCUGAGGAGGACCAACAAUCAAGGGAACAGCCCUCACCACUUGGGCCCCAACCUCCUUUAGAACAUACCCUGAAAGUUGGGAUCAUUCCUGUUACUGAUAAACCCAUUACACCAGGUGGUCCUCACAUUUCUAAGCAGUUCCCCACAUUGGCUCCUUCCGGUCUUAGAUCUUUUCAAAGAUUGAAGGCUUCUGUCCUCCCUGGGAAAUCCUUUACAUCAAGUCCUAGGCAGGCCCCAGCAUCUGCUCCUAUUGCGGAGAAGUCCUCUGUAUUUGAGGUGUCUCCUACUCCUUUGCAGGUAUCAGGGUCUCCUCUUUCCCAAGCCCCUGGGAAAUUGCUAGGAAUGAGAAUUCCUUCUGACCUUGAGAAGCUCCUGGUACCACAGACUUUUCCUUCCUCUAAACAGACCCUGGUUUCUGAAGGUCAAACUAUUCAGUUUGUAGCACCAGAGGACCCUCUGGCCUCUGGGAAGCUUGCACCGGAGACCCUUCUUAGUUCUAGAAAGUUCUUAAGAGACUCUUGGACUCCUCAGCUACCUCUGAUAUCAGAGGCCCCGCUUGCCCCCAGGCAGCCCCUUAUAUCUGGAGUUCCACUCUCCUCCCCGCAGUUUUCUACUCUCUUGGCUCCUCUUUCCCCUAGGAAGCCCUUGGUUCCUGGGACUUCUUCCAUCCUGAAACCUAGACCCUUAACACUUUCUGAGAAGCCCCAGGCAUUCCAGCUCCCUGCCAUCUAUGAGCAAUCUCUCUAUCCACAAGUCCCUUCUACUCUUGAGCAGCAUCAAACUUUCCCACUGGGGAUCCCUCCCACCCCUGGGCAUCCUCCAACACUAUGGACCUCCCUAACCCCUGGAAAGCCCCAGAAAGAUAUGUCCUCUUCUAUAGCUAAGGAAAGUAAGGAAAGAUUGGCAAUUAUUUCUUCUCUGAAAUCUAAAUCAGUCCCUUUUACUGCUAAGAACUUCCAAAUAUCAGGGAUCUCUGACACUUCUAAAGAAUUCCAGACAUGCCAUGAUCCUAUUGCCACAGAACAAUAUAGAACAUUUCAGUCCUAUCUCACCGAUUACAGGACACCAGUAUCACACACCCCUUACGUUGGUGGGAGGGCCCUUCCCCCUCUCGUGAAGUCUCUUUUUACUCAACUGCCCAAAACGUCACAGAUCUCAUCUUCUGAAUGGGACCAGAAAACCCAGUUCCCCCCUAUAGAUAAGUCCUGGAUACUGACUUCAGAUUCAGUUACCAAGAAACCCAAGAUGAUGGUGCCCCCUUCCUCUCCCCAAGAGCUCAAAGAGCAGAGGUAUUUUGUUGAUGUGGAAGCUCAGAGAAAGAACCUGGUACUCUUAAAUCAGGCCACAAAAUCUUCUGGACUCCCUUCACAGCUACACACAACAGCUAGGAAUCUCAUAAUUGAGACACUUCAUACAGACACAGUUCGGCUGGGAUACCUAUUCCGCAAGUACAUUGCUUACAGGCUGAUCCAGCGUGCAAGAAACAACAUAAUCAGACGAUUACAAGCCCUCCGAAACACUGGGAAAGGUUACGAGACCCAGAACCUCUUCAUAAUGCUAAACAGAAUUGAUGACUACCAGAAAAAGAUGAUGCAGGUCUGGACCAACAAACAGAAGUCUUUAGAGCAGAAACGGAAUCAGUGCCUGAGAAAAAUGAUGUUCUUAUUUAGCCAGCUUCAAGAGAUGUAUAAAUUGAAUCUUAGUUGGCCCAUACCUUUGAUCACUGACAAAAAGGAGAUACCUGCCUCUGCCAAAUUUGUUCAGCAGCCAUUCCUAGAGCUGCUAAUAAAAGAAGAUAGAAAGUCUGACACAUUCAAGAAAUUACGACAAGAAGAACAAAUGAGAGCUAUCUGGAACGCUGAUCUGUCAACUUCAAGCUACCCAAUAGCAGAGAAGACAUCAAUACAUUCGCUCUGGGCCCAGCUGGGUGGGUACCCAGAUAUUCCUAUGCUACUCCAGUUAGAUGUUCAGUCUACUUUCAGAAAAUCUCUCGCAUCCAUUAAAUCACAAAAACACAGCCCUAGUGAGGUAAAGCGACUUGAUGAAAGUCAGGCGGUACAGUCAGGGCUCAUUUGUAGCUCUUUCCACUAUACCACACGGCCUCCUCCAAAUAACCCUCUCUGCACAAAACUUACCCCGAAAGCACCAGGAACCUGGUUGGGGACUGACCUACAGUUGAACCUAGGUCAAACUGCCCAGUCGUUACUGAGUCAAACUGCAGAAACUCUGGGUCAGAGUUAA
This is a messenger RNA of Enhydra lutris kenyoni (northern sea otter), 6672 nucleotides long. RefSeq names its product family with sequence similarity 186 member A. The annotation marks the transcript as partial. The record is from RefSeq and is a predicted model, not a curated record. The transcript has 8 exons. Lineage: Eukaryota; Metazoa; Chordata; Mammalia; Carnivora; Mustelidae.